Telopea speciosissima is the source of this 1750-nucleotide messenger RNA. Its product is annotated as putative pentatricopeptide repeat-containing protein At5g37570. The coding region runs from base 38 to 1750 and encodes 570 amino acids. NCBI's taxonomy places the organism in Eukaryota, Viridiplantae, Streptophyta, Magnoliopsida, Proteales, Proteaceae. The transcript has 2 exons. Gene Ontology annotation, biological process: RNA modification. Gene Ontology annotation, molecular function: protein binding; RNA binding. The record is from RefSeq and is a predicted model, not a curated record.
UUUAUCAGACGCUCAGACGAUUAUUACAUUCCAUUAUAUGACCACCGCCACCAGCAACAUCACCACCAAAUACCUUCUGUCUCCGUCAACACACCACUCAUACAACAGCGAAGCCGUCAUUGAGUUCUGCCUCCAAGUCAGCCGCACUCUUGACCAACUUAAGCAAACUCAUGCUCGCCUGCUGCGGACUCAAACCAAUCCACACCCUCGCCUCCUCAUUCAUCUCACCAGCCGCCUUCUACAGCUCCCCAACAAUAAUCUCCGAUAUGCCCGCUGCUUGUUCAAUGGAAUCUCUAACUGUGAAAACCAGUUCAUUUGGAGCUCCAUCAUCCGCUCCCAUACCCUCCAUGCCCAAUUCAGACAAUCCAUCGCUCUCUACACACAGAUGCACCGGAUGGGCAUCUCACCCAAUGGCUUCACCUUCUCCUCAGUGCUCAAUGCUUGUGCUCGCAUUCCAGCAAUCCUACAAGGCAGACAGAUACACACCCAGAUCAUCGAAUCAGGUUAUUUCUCCAAUACUGUUGUGCAUACUGCACUUCUCGACAUGUAUGCAAAAUGCGGUGCUGCCAAUGAUGCAAGGCUUGUUUUCGAUCAAAUGACUGAUAGAGAUGUCGUCUCUUGGACGGCCAUGAUUUCCGGAUACACGAAAGUUGGUAUGAUGGAAGAUGCGCGUCAGCUAUUCGACGUUAUGGGGGAACGCAAUGUGGUUUCCUGGACUACCAUGGUUGCAGGGUAUGCAAAUGCGGGCGAUAUCGGAGCUGCAAAAGAACUGUUUGAUCAAAUGCCGGAGAAAAACUCUAUUACCUGGACCGCUAUGAUUGCUGGUUAUGGGAAGUGUGGUGAUGUGGUUGGAGCUCGGCGAGUGUUUGAUGAGAUGGCGAUGCGUGAUUCGGCAUGUUGGGCAGCAAUGAUUGCAUGCUACGCACAGAACGGGUGUUCUAGUGAAGCAAUUGAGACGUAUAAGAGGAUGAAAAUGGCAAAUGUGAAGGCCAGCGAGGUCGCCAUGGUUGGAGUCAUCUCUGCUUGCACGCAACUCGGUGAUGGGGACAUGGCAAGCUCCAUAGCUGAUGACAUGAACGAAGGGAGCUGCAAUCGGACACUAGUCGUUUCCAAUGCAUUGAUACACAUGCAUGCGAAAUGCGGGAGCAUAGGCCAGGCGUGGGAGGAAUUCAAUUGUAUGCUUCAGAGGGAUGUGGUCUCCUACAGUGCAUUGAUCACAGCUCUAGCGGAUCAUGGAAGGGCCCAUGAAGCUCUGCAACUUUUCUCUAGGAUGCGGAAGGAAGAACUAAGUCCGAAUGAAGUGACGUUCGUUGGGGUACUCAAUGCUUGCAGCCAUGCAGGACUGAUAGAAGCAGGGUGCGAGUAUUUCAAGCUAAUGACGGAAAGUUAUGGGAUCAUUCCAUUGACAGAACACUAUGCUUGUAUGGUUGAUCUUCUUGGACGAGCGGGGAGACUCGAAGAGGCCUACAAGCUUAUCUUGGAUAGUGUGGUUACACCUGAUGCUGGAACCUGGGGUGCUUUGUUGGGGGCUUGUAGGGUCUAUGGGAAUGUUGAGCUGGGUGAGAUUGCAGCUGAGCAUCUAUUUGGAUUAGAGCCUGAGAAUACGGGAAACUAUAUUCUUCUGGCCAACAUUUAUGCGUCAAUGAACAGAUGGGAUGAUGCAGCAAGGGUGAGGAAGAUGAUGAGUGAAAGACAAAUCAGGAAGUCUCCUGGACGUAGUUGGAUUGGAUUGGAUGUCAAGGUGCAGUAG